AUGGCUAUCGAAGUUGACGCUAAUUUUUAUGAAGAUAGAAAUUAUAAGAUGAAACUGGAUGGAGAUUUACAUUCAGAAUAUGAAGAAAUGACCGAAGAACCUAGAGAUAUUGAACUUUCCGACGAGCAAGAUUCAGAUGAAGAUACGGACACAGAACCGAGAAAGCUUCGAACGAAGCAAGUCAAAUUUGCUUCAUCAGCCUUGGUCCCUGCACAGCCGCCGGAGUACAUGGAUGAUGAAUUUGGUUUAUCUGGACCUUCAGACAGGGAAUUUGAUGAUGACGAUGAUGACGAUAAUCACGCCGAGGUUUGUUUAAAAUAUCACACCGUUUUCUCUUAG
Messenger RNA from Echinostoma caproni, 339 nucleotides. The record is from the annotation of a GenBank genome assembly. NCBI's taxonomy places the organism in Eukaryota, Metazoa, Platyhelminthes, Trematoda, Plagiorchiida, Echinostomatidae.